CAAAUGCAUGGGCUGAAGGCCCGGAGAAGACAGCGAACCCAGAUAGAUCGCAUUCUCAGAAUGCUGUACACCCCAGCGCACGAUAGCAGAGACUCGACUGUUUUCUGGGUCGCUUGCUCUGUACGCGCUUGGGAUUUCACUGACCAUAUCCUGCCGACCUUUAUUACCCAUCAACCGCCGAUGCUCAAUCGCAUUUUUCUCGUUCUUCGGUUCCCGGAAUUCGACUCGAUUUUUAUCGAUCCCAAUAACGAAUUAGGUCGAUUUUACUUGGUUCACAAGGAGCCAAGAUCCAAAUAGUCUCCUUUGGUCCCUGGUAAUUCACUGUCUCAAUGGUGGGAUAUGAUAGAGAUGAAUAUGAAGAUUUGGAUGAGUAUGAGGAGGAUGAUGAGAAGUACGAGGAAGAGGGCUACGAAGAGGAGGAAACCCACCAGCCCACACAGGAGGCAUUGGAAUAUCUUGAACUGAGGCAACGGUUAAAAGAGACAUAUAGAAAGAAGAUGAAGAAGCAAUUAGGGACUGCUAAUCCCAGUUCCAGUGAAAAAACUAAUGCAGUGCGCAAGGAUAACUUUGGUUCAUUCUUUGGGCCUUCACAGCCAGUUAUUGCUUCGAGAGUGAUUCAAGAAAGCAAGUCCUUGUUGGAGAACCCAAAUUUGGCAGCAAGGAUUUCUAAAUCCAAUACUUCCAUGCAAGCCAAUAAGAACUCUGCUUCAGCCACUGCGGGGUCAAAACCUCGAUCUGACCAUCUGCAAAAAGUUACCAAUGGGGUAAUUGUAGUAGUCAUUGCUUCAUUUUGGGGUUAAUUUAAAUCUUUCUGU
Messenger RNA from Olea europaea var. sylvestris, 815 nucleotides. RefSeq lists its product as uncharacterized. Gene Ontology annotation, biological process: regulation of DNA-templated transcription; nucleosome assembly. Gene Ontology annotation, cellular component: nucleolus. Gene Ontology annotation, molecular function: histone binding; DNA binding. Lineage: Eukaryota; Viridiplantae; Streptophyta; Magnoliopsida; Lamiales; Oleaceae. The transcript is spliced from 4 exons. Bases 330 to 800 code for a protein of 156 amino acids. The record is from RefSeq and is a predicted model, not a curated record.